UGUGUUACAUUGGAACAUAAAUUUUUUUAGUCAAAACUAACCAAAAGCUAAGCCUUAAACUGCUAGCGAGUGGUAAACCAUUUGGCUAAACCUCCCGUGUGCGCUUUUUCAGGGAUGGAGGAGAGCCUAUUAAAAUUAUGUAUUUACUAUAAGAAUACUAACGUACAAGAAUGCAAAAGAACCUACCAAUACUUAUACAGAGUUGGUUUCAACGGUAUCAAGCAACAGCCACAAGUUGAAGAAAGUAAGAAAAGAAAAAAAAGUUCUCACUCUCACUCAAGUGGCCAUAGGUUCGGUGAGCCUCUCCAAUAGGGGAUACUUUCACUAAAUUUUGCGAAUUAAUUUUAGUAUUUUUUUUUGCUUUGAAUUCAUAACAGUUAACUACAACACAACAAUAUACUUGAACUGCCUUAUUCUUAAAUCUUAAUUUACAUAUUACCAGACAUAAGACACUUUUAAAAUACUACUUCCAAAAUAAAUUAAUGAUGUAUUUAACUUUAAAUAGAGCAAACUCAAAGUUAUUUGAGAAAUAAAAUAUCACGAAAAAUUAAAGCCAUUUCUCCUUAGGACUCCCACCGCUGGAUAGGAAGAAUAUGCGUUUUAAGGGCUACUGAAAAUGUUUAAAAAUGUCUAAAUUAUAUGCUUAAGUAUCACCUUUUUGUUAGUUUUUCUCUAAUAAACUUAUACCUAGUUGUUAAAACAACACAAUUGAAGCAUGUAGUUUCAUUAUUCCCCAACCUAUUGGUUUGCAGAAUACAAAAAUAUUACUACAACUUAAUUUAUGGAUAUACACGAUAAUAUCCGUAACACAAAACACAAAAGACUACAGAAGAAAACUAAUGAAAGAGAGAGAGCAGUGGUUUUAAACUGUGUUGUGUCCGAAAAGAAUCCAAUGGCAAGUGGGAUAUCACCACUAUAAAUACUUGUUCACCCCUCACUCUUCCCUUUCACACUCAUCAUCUCUCUUUUAUUGAUUACCUCUUAGCUCAACCAACAAAACUAAUAUCAGUAAACAACUCUCAUUGUGAUCUUCUGUUUUUUCUCAAGAACACACAAAAAUGUCAAUUCUUGUUUGUCAAACUCAAGAAAAAAUCAUCACCAAAAGUUUCUCCCAGAAAGGCGACAUGGGUGGGUUGAGUUUCCUGCAAUCUAUGUCCGAUAUCACUGCCAUUGUCCGAACCAGAGAGGAUAAAGCUUAUGUUCACCCGACCGAGAACCGCUCUGUAUCUAAGCUGAACGAGAAAAGCCUAGAGAUGUGCACAGAGAGCCUCGGAGCCGAAACAGGAAGCGAGAGUGGUGACGAGUUGACCUUACUUGCGCUUGAAGCAACCGCUAUAUCUAGGGCUCAUUCGAAACCUCAAGAAGAAGAAAAGGACGCUGACUUUCGUGCCAAGAAAGCAACGAUGAGUCGCAGCAAAAGCUUCCCGCCACCGAUAAAGUUCGUUAAAGAAUCGAGGUACAAUCGCAUGGUGAGGUCGUUAGGAGAAGAUGGUCGUCUCGUUGUUCAAGCAAUUAGGGUUUCUUCUCCGCCACGUAACUUCGUAGCGGAGCGUGAGGAAGGAAGGCUCCGUCUCUGUUUAUCCCCGGAAAGUUCUUUAAUUAGGCGUAAUCAUGAGGAAGAGGAAGAAACAGAGGAGGAAAAUAAUGAGAACUUGGAGGGUAAACAUGGAAAUAAAAAGUCAAGCAGAUUAAGCAGCAGGUGCAAGGAGAAUGGUCGUGAGCCUAAACCAAUGCUUACUUGGGAGCAGCAGCAGUUUUGGGUAGCCACUUAAGACUUCGUUAGUCUCUUAACUAAAUAAUUUUUAAAUAUGAGUUUCUUAAUCUUAGCUAAUAUAUAUAUAACCUAUGUGUUUUCCUAUGAUUUCUUGAGGGUGCUGGGAGUGGAGUGUUUUCUAAUUGUAGUUAGUGUAAUGUUAAAUGAGAGUUGUUAUUAUUAAUUAUGUCAUUAUUCUUCUUAUUAUUAUUAUUGUUUUAGUAGUCAUAGUUACAACUUACAAAACAAAACUGGAAAUGUACUAGUUGUCUUCAUUUCGUACAUGAAAAAACUCCGAAAAUGUCCUUUAUGAAGCUUCCUAAACACCCCCAACCUUUUCCACUUACGCAGAUCUCCAACAAUUUUCAAUUGUCACCGACAUAUUUUGUGUGUUGUUGAAAUUUUGUGAGCGGUUCAUUUCUUUCCAAAACCAAAACCAGCUAGCAUAUUAAAAGUUCUCAGUAAAAACAAGAAAGAUAACAAAAAUAUAAUUCAACCAAAAAAUAUAUAUAAUCUCAUUAAGCCCCCCAUAUAUAACUAGAGAUUUGUAAAACA
This is a messenger RNA of Brassica rapa (field mustard), 2308 nucleotides long. RefSeq names its product protein FANTASTIC FOUR 2. Lineage: Eukaryota; Viridiplantae; Streptophyta; Magnoliopsida; Brassicales; Brassicaceae. The record is from RefSeq and is a predicted model, not a curated record.